UUCUGCGCAGCCGUAGAUCGUCUCUGGUGAAAUGGAGGAGGACCACCUGUAGAAAAUGUUUUUCCCCCGGUAUAGAGCACUGAUCUCCGGUCAGUUUACUCUCUUCUCCUUGUCCUCUUUCUGUUCAUCCAGCUGUUCUCACACCGUUGCUGCUCCGCCCCGGAGGAAGUUUUUCGCGCGAAAAUCCAGUUUGGACACCCGGACAAACAGAGACACGGAUAACAGAAGAGUGAUGCCAUCUAACGUGGAGAUCAAAGCUAAAGUGAGCAACCCCAUGCAAUUUGCCAAGAGGGCCUCGGAGCUCAGCCAAUCAGAGGGCACGAUCAUCAGGCAGCAUGACACUUUCUUCAACUGCACCCAAGGACGCCUAAAGCUGCGGGACUUCAUGAACGAGUCCGGUCAGCUGAUCUUCUACGAGCGCCCCGACACCGAGGGACCCAAACUGUCCCGUUACUCCAUCAGCCCGACCAGCGACCCCCCCUCUCUCAGGACAGUCUUGUCAGACGCUCUCGGGGUCAAGGGGGAGGUGUGUAAAGAGCGACGGCUGUUCCUGAUUGGUCAGACCAGAGUACAUCUGGAUGCAGUGGAGGGGCUUGGAGACUACAUGGAGCUGGAGGUGGUGAUGCGUCCAGAGCAGACCGUAGAGGACGGACAGAAGGUGGCGGAGGAGCUGAUGCAGCAGCUCGGUGUCUCUAAGCAGAGUUUGGUGAUGGGGGCGUACAUGGACCUGCUGCUGAAGGGUCACACGGACACAUAAAACAAACGCACCUCCGGAGACAGAAUGAGAGUAACACACUGACUAAUAACUCCUGUAAGUACACGAAUCAUAAGAGCUACCAGAUGAAAUGAGAGGUCGUAUAAAUGGAAGAUACCUGUAGUAUUUGCACCAACACAAUCUGAUUUAAGAAAAAUGAUGAUCUGUUACCUUUGUAUUCAGAUUUCUGACUGAUUUCACUGUAUCAAAACGGACAGUAGACACUUUUGUAAAUAAAAGAACUGAAAACA
Eleginops maclovinus (Patagonian blennie) is the source of this 1005-nucleotide messenger RNA. RefSeq lists its product as uncharacterized. The transcript is spliced from 6 exons. The coding region runs from base 56 to 757 and encodes 233 amino acids. Lineage: Eukaryota; Metazoa; Chordata; Actinopteri; Perciformes; Eleginopidae. The record is from RefSeq and is a predicted model, not a curated record.